AUAACAGAGUCCCAAAUUCAUAUGACAAACACUCCUCUUCCAGCAUUAGCUUCCAGUCCCACUGAAUCAAACAUCUCAAAAAACCUAAUUUUGUGAAUCACUGUUCGGAAGGACUAAGGAGUCCAUUGUCUGCAUCUCCAAGCCAAAGGCGAAUUCUGCAAUCAAAUUGGUUCACAAAUUCAAGGAGAGGCUCAAGCGCCAUUCAUGGCGAUUUUGGAAUCCCUAACGAGUGAGGAAGAGCAGUUUCAUAGGAGAACCUUUUCAAAGUUCUCAUCUUUUGGUUCACGGUUUGGAAAUUGCGCGGGAAUCGGCGGUUGAUCAACUGCACUCGUGAUUGUGAUUUGGGAGAUGUUAUUUAAACGGACAUGAAUCUUUGGGUUGGUAAUGUCAUGGGUUGGGCUUUACGGGCUUGAACCCGAACCCAUUGGUUAUUUUGACUCCUUGUCUCCUCAUAUGCCCUAAUUUUCCACCCUCCAGAACGAGAUAACCAGAGCGAGAUGGUCGGAUUCUCUGGAACAAGCUGGGUGGCAAUAUCAUCUUCUCGAUUCGCUGCUGGAUCAACACUCCCUCCUCCAACCCGCCCAUUUGCUGGCUUCUACUGUUCAGCUUUAUCAUGCUGGUAUAUUGUUGACAAGGAAGUUGUAAAAAUGGGCAGAUCGAGAUCAGGAAAUAAUGGUUGCCUCACUCACAAAUGGCGAUGCCCGUGUGGUGAUGAUCAAUGUUAUAUCAGAGUGGAAAGUGACGAAGAAGAUGCUCCUAUGGAGGGAGAGCUUAAUCUUCCGCCAGGAACUUCUAGUUCUUCAUUCAUUCAACAAGGAACACCACAAGCGGAAUGCACUGUGUCUGAUUCUCUUCCAUAUGUGGGACAGACCUUUCGAACUGAUGAUGAGGCCCAAGAAUAUUUUACCAACUUUGCUCGGAAGAAUGGCUUUGCUAUCAGGCGAGAACGGUCUAAAGGAAACCCUUCACAUCCAUUGGGAGUUUAUAAACGCGAGCUUGUUUGUCAUCGAGCUGGGGUGUCUCUCCCCAGGAAAACACCAGAAGUAAAACGCCAGAGGAACAAGAAAUCAACACGGUGCAAGUGUGAGGCGCAAAUGAUCAUUAAGAAGAAUAUUUCAAAGGGUGUCGCGCGGUGGGUGGUUAGUCAUUUUAGUAAUGAGCAUAAUCAUCCUCUGUUGGAUAGUGAAGAAGUGCGCCAUCUUCCUGCAUAUCGAAAUAUAUCAUCAACUGAUCGUGAACGUAUCCUAGAUCUUUCAAAGGCUGGUUGCACUGUGAACCUCAUAAUGAGAGCUCUUGAAAUGCAGAAAGGGGUCAGACAAGGUGAGCUAUCAUUCACAGAGAGAGACCUAAGGAAUUUCCUUCAGACCUCGAAGAAUAUAAAUCGAGAGAAUGAGGGUUCAGAACUUCUCAAGGCUUGCAAGGCUAUGAAAGAAAAAACCCCAGAUUUCCACUAUGAGUUUUCAGUGGAUGAGAAUGACAAGCUGGAACAUAUUGCGUGGUCAUAUCCGGACUCUAUUCGUGCCUAUAGGGCUUUUGGAGAUGUGGUUGUAUUUGAUACAACAUAUCGUUUGUAUGCAUAUGAUAGGCCUUUCGGUGUCUGGUUUGGUUUGGACAACUAUGGUAAUGCCAUAUUUUUUGGAUGUGUUCUUCUUAGAGAAGAAAAGCCACUUUCUUUUAGAUGGGCCUUGCAGUCAUUCAUCCGUAUCAUGGAUGGGAAGUUUCCACAAACAAUGCUGACUGAUCUGGACAUGAGACUUAAAGAAGCUAUGCUGAGCGAGUUACCAAACACAAAACAUGUGUUUUCUCCUUGGAAUAUUACAUCAAAGUUGCCAAGCUGGUUUUUUGCCAUACUUGGUCCCAGAUAUGACCAGUUUGUGUCUGAAUUCAAUAGAAUAUCUAAUCUGGAAAAUGUGAUGGAUUUUGAACAGCAAUGGAGCCAAAUGGUUUUUGAGUUUGGAGUUGUCUCAGAUAGGCACAUAGUCACUCUCUCAUUUCAUCGGGUUUGUUGGGCAUUGCCAUACUUGCGUGGAUGGUUUUUGGGAGGAUUGAUGAAAAUUGGCUUUUCAAUGUCAACUAAAUUAUUUUUCAAAGGUUUUUUGGAUUCUCAAUUACGCCUUAAGGAUUUUAUUGAGCAGGUAGGGCUUGCAGUUGAUUUCCAAAAUCAAGCAAGUGAAGAAGCAAUUAUGCGACAAAGUUAUCAAAAUGUCAAGAUCAAGACAUGCAUGCCUAUGGAAGAGCAUGCAUCAAAGGUUCUUACAAGUCAUGCUUUUGACAUGUUUCAGAAAGAAAUUGUGUCAUCAACACAGCAUGCUGUGUAUGAACAAUCAGGUGAGGGUUAUCUUGUUCGGCAUCGGCUGGACACUGAUGGAGGGUACCGAGUGCAGUGCAUUCCCUCACAAGAAGAAAUCCAUUGCAGUUGUAAAGAGUUUGAAACAUCCGGAAUCCUCUGCAGACAUGCUCUUCGAGUACUCUCAUUGAAGAACUGCUUCUUGCUGCCUGAUAAAUAUCUUUUGCCUCGAUGGAGGCACGAGAACUCAUUGUUCCCCAGGAGUAGUGGCUAUAAAUAUUGGUCUCGAGCAUUGCGGUCACUUGCUUCCAUCAUAGUUCAAGAAUCAUCUUUGACGAAAUCCCGCUUCGACUAUGUGCAGUGGCAUAUGAGCAAAUUGCUAACUCAUCUAAGGGAAAUGCCUACUGUAGAUGAAACUACUGCAGAUUUGGGAUCAAACUUGUCAUUUGAUGCUACAACUACAACUGAAGUCAUUUCUAUAGAAACUACUGCUUCAGCUUCACGCCCGAGAGGAAGACCGAAAAAGUUAAAAGUACUUGUAGAGGCAUAGCUAUUUUUACAUGGUAUUCUAGUCGAGAUUUUCUCUUGGUUAAUUGUAACUGUGUAUAUAUGUUUGUCCUCAAACAAUUUGUUUAUGAUUCUGUACUUAUGUUUCUUGAAUUACUAUGUGUUGAUGAAAGAUAGAUUAAAGAGAGCAUUAGU
This is a messenger RNA of Dioscorea cayenensis subsp. rotundata (Guinea yam), 2989 nucleotides long. RefSeq names its product protein FAR1-RELATED SEQUENCE 11-like. The record is from RefSeq and is a predicted model, not a curated record. NCBI's taxonomy places the organism in Eukaryota, Viridiplantae, Streptophyta, Magnoliopsida, Dioscoreales, Dioscoreaceae. The transcript is spliced from 4 exons. The coding region runs from base 498 to 2837 and encodes 779 amino acids. Gene Ontology annotation, biological process: regulation of DNA-templated transcription. Gene Ontology annotation, molecular function: zinc ion binding.